Molecule: messenger RNA, 853 nt
Organism: Hipposideros armiger (great roundleaf bat)
Lineage: Eukaryota; Metazoa; Chordata; Mammalia; Chiroptera; Hipposideridae
Product: antigen peptide transporter 2-like
Exons: 3
Coding region: 203-814 (203 amino acids)
Biological process (GO): antigen processing and presentation of endogenous peptide antigen via MHC class I
Cellular component (GO): endoplasmic reticulum membrane; TAP complex
Molecular function (GO): MHC protein binding; ABC-type peptide transporter activity; ATP binding
Source: RefSeq, a predicted model, not a curated record
CCCGGCGGAGAACCAGGGCCUUGGCCCGGGAAGUGAAAGCGAAAGCGGCGGGCGCCGAGACGCCCUCGCUUGGAAAGCGUCGCUAGCGGACCAAAGUGGGAAACGAAGUUGAGGCCCCGGGAGUGGAUUUCAGAGCUCAGUCAGCAGCGCUUCACGGAAAGACCUCCGGAGCUGCAGUCCCGAAGCCGCCGCUGAUCCCACCAUGCGGCUCCCUGACCUGAGACCCUGGGCCUUACUGCUGCUGGCGGACUCGGCUGUACUCUGGCUGCUUCGGGGUACCCUGGGGACUCUGCUUCCCCCAGGGCUUCCAGGCCUAUGGCUGGAGGGGACCCUGCGACUUGGAGGGCUGUGGGGGAUGCUAAAGCUGGGAGGGCUGCUGGGGUUUGUGGGAACACUGCUGCCCCUACUCUGCCUAGUGACCCCCCUGUUCCUCUCUCUGAGGGCCCUGGUCCCAGGGGCCUUGAGUGCUCCCCCACUCAGAGUGGCUGCAGCCCCUUGGAGCUGGCUGCUGGUGGGGUAUGGGGCUGCAGGGCUAAGCUGGGCAGUGUGGGCGGUGCUGAGCCCUCCCAGAGCCCAGGACGGGGAGCAAGGCCAGGAGAACAACAAGGCCUUGAUGUGGAGGCUGCUGAAGCUCUCCAGGCCUGACCUGCCUUUCCUGGCUGCUGCCUUCUUCUUCCUUGUGAUUGCCGUGUGGGGUGAGACAUUAAUCCCUUACUAUUCUGGUCGCGUGAUUGACAUCCUGGGAGGUGAUUUUGACUCUGAAGCUUUUGCCAGCGCCAUCUUUUUCAUGUGUCUUUUCUCCUUUGGGAGGUAGGCGAUGGGUGAUUGGGUCCAUUUGCUAGCCCCGAAUCUU